Seriola dumerili (greater amberjack) is the source of this 2766-nucleotide messenger RNA. It is a transcript of the gene idnk, whose product is annotated as IDNK, gluconokinase. NCBI's taxonomy places the organism in Eukaryota, Metazoa, Chordata, Actinopteri, Carangiformes, Carangidae. The record is from RefSeq and is a predicted model, not a curated record. The transcript is spliced from 6 exons. Gene Ontology annotation, molecular function: gluconokinase activity. The coding region runs from base 96 to 668 and encodes 190 amino acids. Gene Ontology annotation, cellular component: cytoplasm.
AAAACAACCCGCGGUCAAGGUCCAUGAAGUACUUGAUGUAGGAAAGAGAUUUCAGGAUAGGAUCUGCCUUUGGGUGUCUGAAGAUUCACAGAAAGAUGAUCUACAUUGUAAUGGGAGUCUCGGGCUGUGGAAAAAGCAGCUUAGGGGCUUUUCUUUCAGAAAAGCUGGGCUGGCCUCUGUAUGAAGGGGAUGACUUCCACCCACAGGAGAACGUUGAGAAAAUGGCUCGGGGCGAACCGCUCACAGACAAGGACAGAUUGCCUUGGCUUCUCAAACUACAUGAAGUCAUUCAGAGGGAAAGGUGUUCAGGCUCUGAUGCUGUUGUGGUGUGCUCUGCCCUGAAGUGCCUCUACAGACAGAUCCUGCUUUAUGGCUCCAAAGCCCUCACUUUCUCUUCCAGUCCAGACCAAGAAAUCCUGCCUCCCAUUGCUGCUGAUGUCUUUUUUCUCUUUCUACAUGGCGACUAUGAUCUCAUUCACCAGAGGAUGAUGUCCCGAAGGGGACAUUACAUGAAAGCAGACCUGCUGCGUUCCCAGUUUGAUGUUUUAGAGCCUCCGUUGGAAGGGGAGAAUGUGUUGUCACUGGACAUCAGGAGGAGCAUUACUGAUAUGGCCAUGGAGGUCGAAAAGCACAUUAUUGGCCUAAAGUCCUCACCAGUGAUGCCAUAACCACCACAGCAGACCAAAAGAGAGUACAUCAUCAUCAUUACAUUUUCAUCUGUUUUUAGGGAUGGCAAUGUCAGUCUUCUCAGCAGGUUCACCACAGACUGAAAUCUCAACACCUACUGGACAGAUAUUCAUGGUGCCCAUAGGAGGAAGCCUCUGACUUUUCCUCUAGCGCCCCCGGCAGGGCUAAGAUUUCACUUUUUUGUUGAAAUAUUCCAACACCAACAUCUACUUCAUGGAUUGGCACAAAAGUUUGUGCAGACAGUUAUGGUUCCCAGAUGAUGAAUUUUCAUGACUGGUGAUCCCUGAUUUUCUUCUAGUCCCACCAUAAGGUUAACAUUUUUGGCUUUUAUUAAAGUACACUAGAAAACAAAAUUGAUUACCCCUCAAUAUCACUAACACGUUAAAUGAUUCAAAAUUGUACCAUCUUACAAUAAUUGUAUUAUUUUUCAUUUGAAGUGAAGGGUAUUGAUCUUGCCUAAUUAAAAAAGAAAAACGGUUAGCUGGACUACAUCCACUACAAGCCAAAACAACCUCAAUGCAACAAAAGUGAUGACACCUGUAAUUGUAGUAUGGACAUUGACUCACUACAGAAUGGAUUGUAGUAAGUGGUAAUCCCCUGACCUUUCUUCUAGCGCCAUCACCAGGUCAAAAGUUUAAUUUGUCAAAUACUUCAUGUUUGUGACCAAAUACAUGCAAAGUAAUGACAUUUCCAUCAUCCUCAGCUAUACUUUGUGUUUAGUGCUAAUCAAAUGUUAGCACGCUAACACCCUAAACUAAGAUGAAGAACAUGAUAGGGAGAUUGCAGUGCCUUUGAUAGCAUGCAAACAUUCACAUUUAGCUCAAAACACCACUGUUUCUAAGUAGAGCUUCUCAGAGCAGCUAGUGGACUUUUCAUCUUGUUAUGAUCCAACAAUCAUGUCCAGUCCUCAUUCAGUCCAUAUCUCAGCGAAGGUGAAAGGGAAAUCACUGUCACCAUGGAGGUGCAAAAUCACAGAGCAGCUUGCGGAGCAGUGGGAAUUUUGGUUUGAUCUACUCAUUAGCACUUCAGUAGAGAAUGAAGUACAUAAUCUGUGUGAUCCUGGGGUGCAUCUGUGAUUCUGAAAACAACUCAUUAGCUGAAAACUUUGCAAACACGGCCUUAAGUGCCGUUCCAGCAUAUGCAGCAGAGUGUUGGGACCAAAAGGGUCGUUUUGUUUUUAUGUUUUUUUGUAUAUAAUAUAAUUUGCCACAAAGAAAAAAGGUCCACCUGUGCAGCUGAAGAGAGAGAGAGUAUUAGCUCUUAUGAAGAGGAUUGUGGAAGUAUUGUAAAAGUUUGCACUAUGAAGAUUCAGUGUUUUCACAGUAAGUUGUUAUCUAAUAUCAUCUUAUAUCUUUGAUGGCAUUAUAAUGGAAAAAUAGCAAGGGAACAUUUUUAAUUGAAAAGAAUAAAACGCAAACACGUUUUAAAAGAAAAUUAACCUGACCAUGCAAAACACAUAUAAAAGGUCUUUACUGAUAAGAUGAGCUUGUAUGAAUUUUGUUACAGUUUGCAACAGAUGGGCAACAUUUACAGAGGAAAAUUGGCUUUUGGCUGCAACUAAUAGUAAUUUUCAGUAAUGAUUAAUUUGCCUGUUUUUUUUCUUGGUUUACUGAUGAACCUUUUGGUCUAUAAAAUAUCAGCAAAUGGUGGAAAACUGAUCUUUAAUAGUUGAACUAAAUGCAUUGCAAUGCAAGCUGUGAGUGUACAUUCUUUUUUUUUUUGAUUUGUCUGUCAAACUUUCUGAAGCCAACCCAAAGAUAUUUAGUUUAAUCACAAAUAAAAUCUUCUCAAUCCAGAAGCGGAAAUUUAUCUCUGGAAAUGUUAUCUCGGUUUUGCUUGAAAAACUGUAUCAAUUUCAAAGAAGCUGACGAUUAAUUUUUAUGUUGUGUAACAAAUUUAUCGACUUAUCACUUCAGAUAUACAGAAAGUUAAUUUAUAUGUUUGUAUAACUUUGUCUCAGGUCGGUUUAGAGGAAAGCUAACUGGUGAAAAGGAGAAUCCACAGCCUGUGUAAGCACAUAUGUCUCUGCCACCAACUGUAUUGACUCACCACUUCUGCUUCACCUAACACGGAUUUUAA